Molecule: messenger RNA, 1366 nt
Organism: Heterobasidion irregulare TC 32-1
Lineage: Eukaryota; Fungi; Basidiomycota; Agaricomycetes; Russulales; Bondarzewiaceae
Exons: 5
Coding region: 1-1257 (418 amino acids)
Biological process (GO): protein phosphorylation; regulation of mitotic cell cycle
Cellular component (GO): nucleus
Molecular function (GO): cyclin-dependent protein serine/threonine kinase activity; ATP binding
Source: RefSeq, a predicted model, not a curated record
AUGUCGAGUUCACCCACACCCCUUCGCAAGCGCUCCAAAUGGGACGAAGAUGACCAGGACAACGAGGCUGUUGUGCGCCAGCCUAUCUUAAAGCGGAAGGCCAAGCCUAAAGCUGUCAGCAGCGAAAGUCAAACACCUAGUCGCACAGAAUCACCCUCCUCGCAAUCCAGACCACGGUCAAAUCACAGUCUCUUCGUUCCCCCAAGAACAUACCAUCCACCAUUCAUACCAUCACGCUCAGUCUACUGCUAUGAGAGAUUAAAUUCCAUCGAGGAAGGGUCGUACGGUGUCGUCUUCCGCGCGAAGGAAAAACAAACCGGAGAUAUCGUGGCCCUGAAAAAGUUAAAGCUCGAUGAGGAGAAACAUGGGUUUCCUAUCACUGCCCUGCGCGAGAUCAACGCGUUGAUGACCUGCCGCCACGAGAACGUCGUCGGCAUUCGGGAGGUAGUAGUCGGUGACACCCUGACCCAGGUUUUCAUCGUCAUGGACUUCAUUGAGCACGACCUCAAGACUCUGUUGACCCUGAUGCCCUCCCCGUUCUUGCAAUCAGAGAUCAAGACGCUCAUGAUUCAGCUUCUAUCGGCUGUCGCUCAUUGCCAUUCGAUGUGGAUCCUUCACCGAGACUUGAAGACCAGCAAUCUACUCAUGAACAAUCGUGGCACAAUCAAAGUGGCAGACUUUGGCCUUGCCAGACGGUACGGCGAUCCAAUUGGUGUAGGAGGUUUAACACAGCUUGUUGUCACUUUGUGGUACAGAGCUCCUGAAAUCCUCCUUGGUGCCAAAUCAUAUUCGACGGCCGUGGAUAUGUGGUCUGUUGGCUGCAUUUUCGCUGAGCUUCUCCUCAAGGAGCCGCUCUUUCAGGCCAAAGGUGAAAUUGAGCUUCUAUCAAUGAUAUUCAAGCUCCUUGGACCGCCAACCAACAAUUCUUGGCCGGAGUACUCAUCCCUACCGCUGGCAAAAACUAUCACGCUACCCUCACCACAGCCACACCAGCUCCGCCAAAGAUUCCAGUACAUGACCACGGCAGGCAUCGAUCUGCUCAUGUCAUUAUUGACAUACGAUCCUGAGCGCAGGAUCUCAGCGGAAGAAGCUCUGCAACAUCCUUAUUUUACAGAGUCACCACUUCCCAAACACCCAGAUUUAUUCGGAUCAUUUCCCUCCGCUGCUGCGGGGGAGAGGCGGCGCAAGCCGUUUGAUAGCCCCACGGCCCCAGCCAGGGCUGCAGACCAGUUGCUCUCGAAUCUAGACCCUCCAUAGGCCUUAUCAUCGUCGCAAUGGUAUCCUGGUCUGAUUCUUGGGUGUCCCCAUAGCUAACAUGGCGUUUAUUGCUUCUGUGUGGGAGACGAAUCAAGCUAGCCUUGCUCUU